Molecule: messenger RNA, 611 nt
Organism: Uranotaenia lowii
Lineage: Eukaryota; Metazoa; Arthropoda; Insecta; Diptera; Culicidae
Exons: 2
Coding region: 147-545 (132 amino acids)
Source: RefSeq, a predicted model, not a curated record
CUCAGAAAUUGAUUGCAGCUUCCCAAAGUUGUUCCUGAAACCCGCGGAUCGAGUUUCGUUUUACUUGGCUAAGGGCAUUCGGCCUAUUCGGAUCACCUGGAAGUGUGCCUUCGGAUCGAAGAACAGGAAGCAAUCAGGGCAGGAGGAUGAAAUCCCGUAUAAGUCAUCAGGAUCAGCUGUGCUGGACCCUACUGAUCCUGCUGAUGGCCGUUGGCCAAUCUUAUCAGUGGUUGCCAUUUUUGGGAGGAUUUGGCGGAGGAGGAACUGGAGAGCUGAGCUACUUUGCGGGGUCUAUAGGCCAAGGUGAUAUUCUAUGUGCCAAGCGUUUGAUCGGAAAAGGAACGCAGCUUCCGGUUCAGGUUCCAUUUGCUACUUCUAUCCCAAUUCGAGCCUAUUCGGCCGAAGCUCAGCAGUACAAUCGGAAUGGAUUCAGUAUAAUCGUGGAGUCAGGUGCAAUCAAUUCCAAUACCAUAACGCUUAGCUUCAAUGGACCGCGAAGUCUUCCAUAUUACAUUAUAGUGGAUUUCUACUGUACUCCUAACUAGUUCAUAUAAAAUCUUGAAAAAAUCUUCUCUAGUGGUUUGUUUGAUUUGUCUUGAAAUUUCAAUCCU